Molecule: messenger RNA, 1600 nt
Organism: Linderina pennispora
Lineage: Eukaryota; Fungi; Kickxellomycota; Kickxellomycetes; Kickxellales; Kickxellaceae
Exons: 2
Coding region: 1-1143 (380 amino acids)
Biological process (GO): riboflavin biosynthetic process
Molecular function (GO): GTP cyclohydrolase II activity
Source: RefSeq, a predicted model, not a curated record
AUGACGUGGGGUGCCAAGACACCGCAAGAGCGCGGGCCCAUCGUGGCCUCCCGGCACCCGGACUCCUUUGGCAAGCGCAACGCAAUUGGCGCUGGCGGAGGCUCAUACUGCAUCUACCACGCGCUGGCGGUGGCCAUUGGAGACCUGAAGCCAAACCACCUGCCGGACUUGUCGCUGACCGAGCCGGCGUACAAUAUCACCCCGCAGGCCACGUGGACAGCCCCCGGCAAGAUCGUGUCAAUGGAUCCCUGGGGCCACGCAGUCGUCGAGCAUUUCAGCGAGCAGCUGCAGCAGGGCAUCGAUGUGCGCCCGACCAUUGCUGUAACCAAAGCGCAUAUGAAGCUAGCCGAGAUUGACGAGGCCAUCGGCAAGGGCAUUUUGCAGCGCGACGGCGACGUGGUGACCGAGAAUGGCGAGCUCAAGGUCGUCAAGGUAGCCUGUCGAGCCCGUGUGGUUCCUGCCCGGACACCGGUGGCAUGUAUCCCGGAGCUGAUCACGCGGCCGGACCUCAAAGUGUUCCUGCCGCCCAUCGGCGGCCUGACCGUGUAUAUCUUCGGCAACCCCGAGCACAUCACCGACCCGGCGAAGCGCCUGACUAUGCGCGUCCACGACGAGUGCAAUGGCUCAGACGUGUUCGGCUCCGACAUCUGCACCUGCAAGCCGUAUCUGAUCUACGCCAUCGAGGAGUGUGCGCGCGAGGCACAGAACGGCGGCGUCGGCGUCGUCGUGUAUUUCCGCAAGGAGGGCCGUGCGCUGGGCGAAGUCACAAAGUAUCUUGUGUAUAAUGCCCGCAAGCGCCAGGAGGGCGGCGACACAGCUGCCAAUUACUUUAAGCGCACUGAGUUUGUUGCUGGCGUCAAGGAUAUGCGCUUCCAGGCGCUGAUGCCCGAUAUUCUGCAGUGGCUGGGCGUGACGCGCAUCGACCGCUUCAUCUCCAUGUCCAACAUGAAGUAUAACGCCAUCGUUGGCUCCGGCAUCGAGAUUGUCGAGCGCGUGUCCAUCCCGGAGGACCGCAUGCCUGGCGACGCCAAGGUCGAGAUCGAGGCCAAGAUUGCCGACGGCUACUUCACUACCGGCGCUGUGCCCACCGCCGAUGAUCUGCAGGCUGUCAAGGGCCGCAACUGGGACGAAAUCGUGCACUAAUCAUCAUUUCAUAUCUUUUUCAUACCUAAUUAUUCGGCACAAGUUGAAAAACAAAACGAGUAUAGCUAAAAACGAAAUGGAAACACGUGUGCCAGCCGUCGGCUGGCCCAGCAGCAGGGCCGCAGAGGGGAUUAAUUUUGGAUACGGCUAAUACAUGGAUACAUCAACGAUACCAGCAAUGUUGUGCUCAGUACUUUGUGGUAGUCGUGUCGUAUGAGGCGUUGCCAACACCCUCACCUUCGGUCGUCUGGCGGUAGUAGUUAUGCGCCUGGUCGGGCUCCUGGCGCUUUCUGCGGUGCUCCUUCUUCGACUGGUGCUUCUUGUGGAGCUUGUUUGCGCCCACCAGCAAUGCUAGGGCCGCAACACCUGCGAUGGCAAUCUUCUUGUUCUACUCGCAGUAAUUGGACAGGGGUAUGUAGGAUUACCUGAUCACUAUGUCAUGCACAUAUGCGGAUAU